ACAGGUACAGUCACGUGGUCCCAGAGCCACAUACGGCGCUCAGGAGCAGACGCAAACACCAGAUUUUAUCCGUUAAAUAUAUUCCACAAUGACGCGUCAUGGAAAAAACUGCACGGCCGGAGCAGUUUACACUUACCACGAGAAGAAGAAGGACACGGCAGCAUCAGGAUACGGGACUCAGAGCAUCCGACUUGGGAAAGACGCCAUCAAAGACUUUGACUGCUGCUGUCUCUCCCUGCAGCCGUGUAAAAACCCCGUGGUCACUGCGGACGGCUACUUGUACGAGAAACAGGCCAUACUUGAGUACAUUCUGCACCAAAAGACCGACAUCGCCAAGAAGAUGAAAGCCUAUGAGAAGCAAAAGCAGGCGCAGAAGACCACAGACCAGAGUGAGUCCAAGUCUGUGGAGAAGGAGAAGAUGGAAAAGUUUAAAACCAGUGAGAGCAACAUCGUGUCCAAACCCAUCAACCCGUUCACCUCCAGAGACGAGCAGAAACCCGAGGGCACAGCGGAAGUGGCGGUGGCCGGCUCCAGCAAAGCUCUGCCCAGUUUUUGGAUCCCGUCUCUGACCCCUGAAGCUAAACCCACUUUGCUGAAGAAGCCGAGUAAAACCGUCCUGUGUCCAAUGUCUGGUCGUCCCAUUAAGAUGAGUGAGCUGGUGGAGGUGCACUUUACGCUGGUUGACCCUGGUUUGGACCGUGUGAAGCUGCUGAGUCGACAGGAGCGGUACGUGUGCGCCGUGACCCGGGACGCGCUUGGAAACAGCGUGCCAUGUGCAGUGCUCCGACCCUCCGGUGCUGUGGUGACACAGGAAUGUGUGGAGAAACUCAUAAGGAAAGACAUGACCGACCCAGUAAGCGGAGACAAACUGACGGAGCGUGACAUCAUCUACCUGCAGAGGGGAGGCACAGGGUUUGCUGGAUCAGGGGUCGACCUCAGGGCCAAAGAGGCAAGGCCUGUCAUGCAGGCGUAGAACCAGCAACCUGUCCAAUCCAUGCGGCCGUUGAAACAGCAACCUGUCCGUUAUAAGACUAAUGAAAUGCUGUUUAUUGAACAUUUUGGCUUACAGUGAUGGAAAGUUACAAAGUAGUAAAGUACUGAACUUAAAUACAAAUUUUAGGUAUCUGCAUUUUAGUUAAGUCAGUUUUAAAGUGAAUACUGGUAUCUGCAUUUUCUACUCCACUACAUAUUUUGGAAUGAAAAGUAAAAGUAUUUUUCAGUGUUGUCUGAGGCCUGCUGAAAAGGCUGAGCAUUUAUUUUGAACACAUUUAUUGUUUGAGCAAAUAAAAAUAUACAAAGAAAAACGAUUGAUUUACGGUAAAAUUCAGCAUGAAUCCAUUUCAAAAUCACUAUAUUUGAAGCUUUUAGAUCUCAAAAUGUGUGUGUACUUUAAUACAUUUACUUAAGUAUAUUUCUUUUUUUUAUGUGAUACUUUUUUUUGCUCCGGUAUCUGUACUUUCAUUUAAGUAACAAAAUGAAUACUUCUCCCACCACUGCACAUCUGUCUUGCCUUUAUUCAGUUCGAGGUGUUUCAAGGUAUCUAAAAUUAGAAAAAUACUUUAACAUACAGUUGAAACCAGAAGUGUAUGUAUCUAUAUAAAAAGACACAUACUUUUUUUUCUCACUGUCUGAUAUGAAAUCAAACUAAACUGUUCCCGUUUUAGGAUUACCAAAAUAAUUUCUUUUUGUUAAAUGGAGAAAGUAAUGAAAAAUUGUCUAAAAAAUCCUUCUCUCAAAGUCAGAAGUUUACAUACAUUUCAUUAUUAUUUGGUACCAAUGCCUUUAAACUAUAUGACUUAGGUCAAACCUUUUGGAUAUCCUUCCACAAGCUUCUCACAAUAGUUGGCAGGAAUUUUGGCCCAUUCCUCCUGACAGAACUAGUGUAACUGAGCCAAGUUUGUAGGCAGCCUUGCUCGCACAUGCCUCAGAUCUGCCCAUAAGUUUUCAAUAGGAUUGAGAUCAGGGCUUUGUGAUGGCCACUUCAAAACAUUGAGGCUAAGAAAAAACUUGUGAUGGCAAAAUUUUUGUCUGUUCUUGAUUUUGGUGAUGUGAUUUACAUGAAUGCCUCUGCAGAUGCUUUACAUGCUUUGGAUACUGUUUAUCACGCUGUGUUACAUUUUAUAACAAACAUGAAGUCGUUGACCCACCACUGUGUUUUGUAUGCCUGGGUGGGAUGGCCCUCAUUAAUUGCUUGUAGAUUAAAACAUUGGUAUCUUUUCAUCUAUAAGUCUAUUCUGGGAUUGGUUCCUCCUUACAUUCAGCAGCUCAUAGAAGUAAAGCGUAGUACUGCUCACAGUCUGCGCUCUCAGGACUUGUUCCUGCUCUCUGUGCCCAGAGUUCGCACUGAGCUGGGAAAAAAAGACUUUUUUAGACACUCUCUGCAAAUCAUUCCAAGAUUGCGCUGCAGAGACUUGAACUUAAAGGAUAUGAUCUCAUUGAACUAAUUUAAGAGACUUAAUUGACUAUGAAAGCAAGCUUUCAAUUUGCAAAUGUUUCAAUUAGGACUGAUGUUUUAUCUUGUGACUGUGUGUGCUGUGUAUAUGUUUAGUAUGAGUAUGUCUGUGUCCUGUGCGUGUUUUGCUUCUUGGCCAAGACACUCUUGAAAAAGAGAUAUUUAAUCUCAAUGAGUGUUUUAUCCUGGUUAAAUAAAGGUAAAUAAAUAAUAAAUAAAACAUUGACUUUGUUAUCCUUAAGCCACUUUGUAACCAGUUUGGCUUCCAGUCAUUGUCCAUUUGGAAGACCAUUUGCGUCCAAGCUUUAACUUCCUGGCUGAUGUCUUGAGAUGUUGCUUCAGUAUUUCCACAUUAUGUUCUUUCCUCAUCAUUUUAUGAAGUGCACUAGUCCCUACUGCAGCAAAACAACCCCACAACACGAUGCUGCCACCCCCAUAUUUCUCAGUUGGGAUGGUGUUCUCAGGCUUGCAAGCUUCCCCCUUUUUCCUCCAAAUGUAACAGUGCUUAUUAUGGCCAAAAAGUUCAAUUUUAGUUUGAUCAGACCACAGGACAUGUCUCCAAAAAUUAAGGUCUUUAUCUCCGUGUACAUUUGCAAACUGUAAACUGGAUUUUUUUUUAUGGUUCUUUUGGAGUAAUGGCUUCUUCCUGGCAGCUUCAGCCAGCAUCUUCAUAAGGUCUUUUGCUUUUAAUCUUUGGUUGAUAUGCACAUUUUGGUCCAAAGCACGUUCACCUCUGGGACACAGAACCCGUUUCCUUCCGGAGCGGAAUGAUAGCUGGAUAUUCUCAUGAUGUUUAUACUUGUGUAUAAUUGUUUGAAUGUGGCACCUUCAAGCAUCUGGUAAUUGUACCCAAGGAUGAACCAGACUUGUGCAAGUUCACAAUUCUCUUCCUGAUGUCUUGGCUGAUUUCUUUUGACUUUCUCAUGGUGUUACAGGAAGAAACUCCGGUGCCUUCAUCCACAGGUGUGUCUCUGUUUAACUCUAAUGUUGUCAAUAAACCACACCAAAUCAGAAGCUUCCAAAGACAUGACAUCAUCAUCUGGGUUUUCCCCAAAUUGUUUAAAUGGAUAGUAAUCUUACUGUAUGUAAACGUCUGACUCUGAACUAAAGAAAACUUGUCAAAAAAAAUCCUUCUCAUUAUUCUGGCUUUUAGCAAAUAGAAAUCAUUUUGGUAAACCUAAAACAGGAACAGUUUAGCCUGAUUUCAUGUCAGACAAUGAGGGGAAAAAAACGUGUCUUUUUAUAUAGUCCAUGUAAACUUCUGGUUUCAACUGUACACACAUAAAUUGCUGGUGUGAGUGGGGUCACCUCUCCACAGAUCUGGCCUGUAACUUGGCCUGGAGGCUUUACCUGACCUGAGUUGUGGAGUUGUUUUGUUUCAUUCACACGUUUAACACAAACCCUGCAUAUUUAGGCAGUUCUUCUCUCAAACAGAAAACACUGUGUUCCACCUUGUGAUGUCAUAUGAUAAUGUGUAAACUCCACACACCUUCACUAGAAUCAUUUGGAUCAUUUCAGCCCUGGAAUUACCAAUCUGUACUGAACUAACAGUGAGAGAUGGCUUUAAAUGUGAAAACUGCCACUUCAUGACAUCAUAAGGUAGAACAGAGCAUUUUAAAGGAUUAUUCAAACCAAACACAAGUCCUGGUAUGUUUUUGAGGAACAGCAUUAUAACAUGGCUUAAUUCUCACAAGAGCCAUUUUGUGUAAUAUAGAACCUUCAGUAUUUCCAUGGAGACAUUGAGGCCCCAUAUCCUCCACCAGGAAAGUGACAUAGUGCACCUUUUAAAUGGUUCUGUUUGCAUCAUAGUAAAAGCAAUUUUUUUUUUUAGCUUCAAUAAAAGAACAGGAAUUACGCGCCGGCAUAGAACAACCUGCCCGUAAUAAGACUGUUAAAUGCUGUUGAUGGGUGGCAGUAUUUCAGUCGGUAGAGCUCCCACAGAUAAAUGCUGCUGUUGUAUCCUUGAGCAAGACACUUAAUCCCCUCAGCCCGUGUCUGUGUGUGUGCAUAGGUGAGUGGUUCCUUGAUUUAAAAUGCUUUGAGUGUCUUGAAGGUGGAAAAGCAAUAUAAAAAUGUGACCUUUACCAUUUAGAAUGAAAUGUUUGUAAUUUUUUUCAUGGUCAAAAUGAUAGCUUUUCUUAGCUUUAAUAAAAAAGUAAUUUUAGGUUCAUUAUUUACAUGUAUUUAUGGCC
Periophthalmus magnuspinnatus is the source of this 4644-nucleotide messenger RNA. RefSeq names its product nitric oxide synthase interacting protein (gene nosip). The coding region runs from base 89 to 973 and encodes 294 amino acids. The record is from RefSeq and is a predicted model, not a curated record. NCBI's taxonomy places the organism in Eukaryota, Metazoa, Chordata, Actinopteri, Gobiiformes, Gobiidae. Gene Ontology annotation, molecular function: ubiquitin protein ligase activity. The transcript is spliced from 3 exons. Gene Ontology annotation, cellular component: nucleus.